CAUCAGUGAUGUACUUGUGCAACUCCUAUACGAGCUACGAACAUGACUCGCAUGUAGCCCGAGUCUAAGUAUGGAACGCCAGAUAUCCCCCGACGGCCUCGCGUACAUCGACUCUGGGAAUCAAGACCGUCACCUCUCCCUGCUUUGCAUCCACGGCUGGGCCUGCCAGGCUUCCGACUAUGCCUACCUGUUCAACGAACUGGCUCGCGCGAACAUCCAAUACAGAACCAUUGCUGUCGACCUACCAGGACACGGCGAAUCCUCCUCAGCAUCCUGUCCCGACAGCCGCUUGGCCGGCAUGGUCGGCGCAGUACGCGCGCUCAUCCAAGAUCUGAACCUCGACAAUGUCGUCCUAGCAGGCCACAGCAUGGGCAUGAGAGUAGUUCUAGACCUCUGGCACCACGAACACACAUCCCCAUCGUCGUCGUCGUCCCCACCACGCAUCAAAGGCCUCAUCCUCCUCGACGGAAGCAACUACAAACUCCGCAAAUCCCUCUUCGCCUUCGACAGCGGCGACGCGCGCAGCAAGGAAUUGUCGCGCGAGGCGAAGAUCGCGGGCAUGGAAGCUGCUUUCGACCGCAUGUUCUCCCCUCUCACCCCGGAGGAAUUCAAGCGGUCGACUCUCGCUCAUCUGCGAAGGAUGGAUUUCGAGUACAGUGACAGGAUGCGACGGAGUUUCAUUGCUUUUGACUAUGAGAGGAUGGAUGUGGUGUUGGAGGCGUUGGGGAGGGCCGAUGUGCCGGUUUUGUGCUUGCAGGCUACCAGCGUCGAUGAUGAGAAUCAACGAAUCGCUUUGAUGUCGGGGGAGUCGUCGCCGUGGAUGCGUUUCCUUCAGGAGAAAGUUCCGACGGCACGGAUACACGUGGUCGAGCACUGCAUGCACUUUCCGCACGUCGACCAACCGAGCGAGACGGCGAAGCGCAUAGAGCAAUUCAUUUCAUCAAUUACCUAGCCAUACC
Molecule: messenger RNA, 959 nt
Organism: Neohortaea acidophila
Lineage: Eukaryota; Fungi; Ascomycota; Dothideomycetes; Mycosphaerellales; Teratosphaeriaceae
Product: Alpha/Beta hydrolase protein
Exons: 1
Coding region: 71-952 (293 amino acids)
Molecular function (GO): catalytic activity
Source: RefSeq, a predicted model, not a curated record